UGGGCGUGAGGGAAAUCGCGCACGCCAUCCGGGAAGGGGACCAGGAAAUCACUUCUUGUUUUUGAAACAACAGCAGGCUCUGCGGAAUGGCUCUGUGAGGCUCGGAGCACAGGGCAGGGAGGCACCGGCAGGAGGGACACCGAGCUUGGCGGCAGCUGCCUGAGCCUCGCAAUGAGUCCUGUUCGGCUCUUUCUUCAGCCGUGAGGCCUUCAAGGAGGCCGAAGGGCAAAUGGCCUCCUAGUGGAAACCGGGAAGCGUUGAGGCGUCUUUUGCAGCAGGAGCGGGUCUGGGGACUUCAGUGCUGGCCAGGCAAAGCAACUCAAACUUGAAGAAAUGAAACCUCCAGGGAGAACCACAUUGUGCUUCGUGAUCCUUGUGAUUUAUUCUUCCCAAGUCACAGCGACCUGGAAUAUAGAGUCUACCAUUCAUCCUUUGAAUCUCCAGGAGCAUGAACUAGCAGGGGAGGAGCCACUGAGGCAGAAACGAGCGGUUGCCACGAGUCAUCCUACAGCGAAAGAGUACACUGUUGAUAUUGAGAUCAGUUUUGAAAAUGCCUCCUUCCUGGAUCCUAUCAAAGCUUACCUGAACAGCCUCAGUUUCCCAAUUCAAGGCAAUGACACUGACCCCGCUGCCAACAUUUUGAGCAUAGAGGUGACAACAGUCUGCAGACCUACUGGAAAUGAAAUCUGGUGCUCCUGUGAGUCAGGCUACAGGUGGCCUCGGGAACAGUGCCUUCACAAUCUCACUUGUCAAGAGCAUGACAACGCCCCUGCAGGGCGUUGCAAUUGCCUUAAAGGGCUGCCUCCCAAUGGACCUUUUUGCCAGCUCCAGAGAGACAUAACCCUGAGAAUGUCAGUCAGACUCAACGUGGGCUUUCAAGAGGACCUCAGGAACACCUCCUCUGCCCUCUAUAGGUCCUACAAGACUGACUUGGAAACAGCGUUCCGGAAAGGUUACAGCAUUUUACCUGGCUUCAAAUUGGUGACUGUGACCGGGUUCAGGCCCGGAAGUGUGGUUGUGGCAUAUGAAAUCAGAACUACAACACCAUCCCCUGGAGUAAUGCACAGAGCGAAUGAGCUGGUCACACAGAACCUCAAUCAGACCUACAAAAUGGACUUCACUUCCUUCCAAGCAGUGACUAGUAAUGAAACCAGGUUCUUUGUCACACCAGAAAUCAUCUUUGAAGGGGAUACGGUAACUCUGGUGUGCGAAAAUGACGUUCUGUCCUCCAACGUGUCCUGGCACCACGUGGGGAAGCACGCCAACAUCCAGAACGGCAGCCGGUUCUGGGUGUACACCACCGUGCUCAACAAUCUGACCUCCGUGUCACGCCUCACCGUGUUCAACAUCACCCUGGGGGACGCGGGUGAAUAUAUUUGCAAACUGACCAUGGAUAUUUUUGAAUAUGAGUCCAGAAAAAAGAUUAAUGUGACCCCCAUCCGAAUUUUUGCAAGUGAAGACAUGAAGGUGACGUGUGACAACAGUCCCGUGUCCCUGAACUGCUGCAGUGAGAUCAAUGUGAACUGGAGCAAAGUGGAAUGGAAGCAGGAGGGGGAGAUCACCAUUCCAGGAAACUCUGAAGCAGAAUCAGAUUCCAGCUGCAGCAGGUACACCCUCAAGGCUGACGGGAGUCAGUGUCCCAGCGGGUCGGCCGGAAGGACAGUCACCUACACGUGUGAGUUCAUCAGCUUCCACGGAGCCCGAGGCAGUAAGAACAUAGAAGUGACAUUCACAUCUGUGGGAGAUAAAUCCAGCCACAAAGGGGAAGUGAAGGAGCUCCUGAGGCAUGUGAUGGAAAUGAGUACAGUUCAGAGCACCACCAGGAUCAGCCUAGAAACAAAUAAAGCGCAGGAGCAGCAAGCCAACUUAACAAUAACCCCGGACCCAAUUUCUGUUUCUGAGGGACAAAACUUUUCUAUAAAGUGCAUCAGUGAUGUGAGUAACUAUGAUGAGGUGUAUUGGAAAACUUCCGCUGGAAUUAAAAUACACCAAAGGUUUUACACCACCAGGAGGUAUGCUGAUAAAGCGGAGUCAGUGCUGACGGUGAGGAGCUCCACAAGGGAGUGGAACGGAACCUAUCAAUGCAUAUUUAGAUAUAGGAAUUCAUACAGUGUCACCACCAAAGAUGUCACUGUUCACCCGCUGCCUCAAGAGUCGAACAUCAUGGUUGAUCCUUUGGAAGCUUCAAUCCCAUGCACAGGGUCCCAUCACUUCAGGUGCUGCGUGGAGGAGGAUGAAGACUACAAAGUCACUUUCCAAGUGGACACCCUGACCUUUCCUGCUGCAAAAGAAGUUCAUGGAAAGCAAGCGUGCUACACAUUCAAUUUCAUGGCAAAAUCAAUAGUUUCCUGGUGUCCAAGACAUGUCAGCGUGUUCUGCCACUUCACCAAUGCUGCUAAUAAUUCAGUCCGGAGUCGGUCUAUGAAGCUGAAUCUGGUGCCUGGAGAAAACAUCACAUGUCGAGAUCCCAUAAUAGGUGUGGGGGAGCCUGGGAAAGUGAUCCCGAAGCUCUGCCGGUUCUCGAACCUGUCCAGCAGCCCCGCGAGUCCUGUUGGUGGGGUGGUGACCUACAAAUGUGUGGGCUCCCAAUGGGAGGUGAAGAAAAGCGACUGCAUCUCUGCCCCAAUAAACAGUCUGCUCCAGCUGGCCAAGGCUUUGAGCAAGAGCCCCUCUCAGGACAAGAAGCUGCCUACAUACCUGAAGGACCUUUCUGUCAGCACAGACAAGGUGGCACAUGAAGUCAGUUCUCCGGGGAACCUGGGAGCCAUUGUCAACAUCCUUGAUUUGCUCUCAACAGUUCCGAUCCAAGUGAAUUCAGAAAUGAUGACGAACUUUCUCUCUACGGUCAAUGUCAUUCUCGACAAGCCCAUCCUGAGUACGUGGAAGGUGUUACAACAGCAACAGACCAAUCACAGCUCACAGCUACUAGAUUCGGUGGAAAGAUUUUCCCGAGCAUUACGGUCAGAAGAUAGCGCCGUUUUGCCCAUCUCCCACACUAACGUGCAGAUGAGGGGCAUGGUAAUAAAAUCUGGCUCUCCAAAACCCUACAAACAGAGGUUUGUUUUCUCAGACUCCGACCUCUGGGGCAAUGUGGCUAUUGACGAGUGCCAUGUGGAGAACCUGCAGCCAGACACAUCUAUUGUCACCGUGGCUUUCCCAACUCUCAAAACCAUCCUCGCCCAGGAUACUCAGGGGAAGAAUUUUGCCAACAGCUUAGUGAUGACAACCACUGUCAGCCACAAAAUAACUGCUCCGUUCAGGAUUUCAAUGACUUUUAAGAACAACAAGUCCUUAGGUGGGAAACCACAAUGUGUCUUCUGGAACUUCAGCCUCGCCAACUAUACAGGAGGGUGGGAUAGCAGUGGGUGCUAUACGAAAGUCGAUGGGGACAGUGUCGUGUGCAGCUGUGACCACCUAACAUCAUUCUCCAUCCUCAUGUCUCCUGACUCCCCGGACCCUGAUUCUCUCCUGAAAAUACUGCUGGAUAUCAUUUCCUACAUUGGGUUGUGCUUUUCCAUCCUGAGCUUAGCAGCCUGUCUAGUUGUGGAAGCUGUGGUGUGGAAGUCAGUGACCAAGAAUCGGACUUCCUAUAUGCGUCACAUCUGCAUAGUGAACAUUGCAGCCUCCCUUCUGGUUGCUGACGUCUGGUUCAUUGUGGCCUCCACCAUCCGGGACCAUCACUACGUACUCAAUGAGACAGCUUGUGUGGCUGCCACCUUCUUCAUCCACUUCUUCUACCUCAGCGUCUUUUUCUGGAUGCUGACUCUGGGCCUCAUGCUCUUCUACCGCCUGGUUUUCAUCCUGCAUGAUUCAAGCAAAUCCAUUCAGAAGGUUAUUGCAUUUUCUCUCGGCUAUGGCUGCCCUCUUAUCAUCUCAGUCAUCACAGUGGGUGCCACUCAGCCUAGGGAAGUCUACACGCGGAAGAAUGCCUGUUGGCUCAACUGGGAGGAUACCAAGGCUCUGUUGGCCUUCGUCAUCCCAGCGCUGAUCAUCGUGGUGGUAAACAUGACCAUCACGGUUGUGGUCAUCACCAAGAUCCUGAGACCUUCCAUUGGAGACAAGCCCAACAAGCAGGAGAAGAACAGCCUGUUUCAGAUCACCAAGAGCAUUGGGGUCCUCACGCCACUCUUGGGGCUCACCUGGGGUUUUGGCCUCGCCACUGUGUUCCAGGGAAGCAGUGCUGUGUUCCAUAUUGUGUUUACCCUCCUCAAUGCCUUCCAGGGACUAUUCAUUCUGCUCUUUGGGUGCCUCUGGGACCAGAAGGUACAGGAAGCUUUGCUGAAAAAGUUUUCUCUGUCAAGAUGGUCUUCACAGCACUCAAAGUCAACAUCCCUAGGUUCCUCGACACCUGUAUUUUCUAUGAGUUCUCCGAUAUCAAGAAGAUUUAACAAUUUGUUUGGUAAAACAGCAGCCCCACAGGGGCCCCCAAGCAGUGAUGGAAACCUUGUUAGCAGUGGCAGUUCACCAAUCUGAUGGAACCUACAAUGUUUCCACCCCGGAAACAACCAGCUCAUCCUUGGAAAACACAUCCAGUGCUUAUUCGUUGCUCAACUAAGAACAAGAGAAUCCAACCCAUGUGACUCUUGGGAACAGUGGCUGUGCUCUGAGAAAGAGAUAUUUUCAAAGCCCUGGGAAACACAUUCUCUCCACAGGCUUCUGGGAGCUGAUGCCGAAGAGACCUUUUCAGUAGGGAAGAGCCUUUCUUGUGUAAAGAGGGACAAAAAGUAAUUGUUCCAUUUCUUUUGCUGCCCCACCCCCACCCUUUGUGUGAUACCAAAUGUGUAUAGUAUUUAAGUGAAACUCAACUUUCCCAAAGCCCAACUAUCUGUCUAUAUUGUAAAAUAGAAUUUCAAAGAGACAUUUUCACUCUUCACAUGUUGGCCACAAAGAUAAGCUUUCAUUAAAAUAAGAUGUAAUAAUGCUAGUACCUAGGAAAUACUUUAGUGGAUUCAAGAAAGGAAGGAAAAGAAGGAAAGAAGGAAGGAAGGAAGGAAGGAAGGAAGGAAGGAAGGAAGGAAGGAAGGAAGGAAGGAAGGAAGGAAGGGAAAAAUAGAGAGAAACAACAUUAAGAACCACAUUUUAAGAUUUCCAUGUUCAUGAUCCAACACAAUUGCUAGACAAUACAACACUGAGAAUUAAGAGGUGGCUCAAAAAUGGAAACUAAAAGAAAGCCAUGGAAAAAGUUUAAUACCUCCCUGGUAUUUUCUUAGCAAAGAGAAGGGGGAAAAAGAAGUGGGGGGGAAAUAGAGAGUAAAUUACAUCAUCAGGAUUCUUUCAAGUGGAUAAUAAUAUUGACCAGAAAUUGCAUGGGAGGAGACAUGAUCCUACAUAUCUAGUUUUUUUGCAUUUAAGGUUUGAGCUAAGUGGAAUGAAUAUGCAAAGGAAGUGUGAUAAGCAUCCUUUAUCUGAUCCAAGCAAGACCAACUGCUGAUUAUAUUUUUAUAGUUUAUAGUUUUUUUUUAUAGCUUAUCAGAAAAGCUUUAUGUUUUGGUUUGUUCCACAUUUUGAAAGCAAAAGAAAAAAAAAUGCGUAUUUUUUUUAUCCAUUAAUUGCCAAAUGUGAUACAUUGCGCUGCAAACAGAUCCCAACUGUCAUAUAUUAUAUGGAACGGCUUCCAGGUACUUCUCUGCGCAUGACAGACUAGAUUUUAAUGACCUACGGCACUGUAUAUCACUGUCGUUGCCACUGCGGACCUAGUGGGCUUUGGUGUGUUGUGCGGCUCUCUAUGUAUUAGCGCUCUCAGUCUUUAAGUCUCCAGACCAAUAUACAUGUAGAGCUCUGUACAGUGUAACUUGUGUUCAUUCCAACCACUUGGAAAUCUUCCGGAAAGUUCUACCGCUGCCUAGUCCAAGCUCUCACUGGCACGUCCCCUUGAUGAACAGAUGGUGGAGGUUUCCCCAAGAAUUGGAUUAUUUGUGAUUUGUGUGUGUCCGUGCCUUUCAUACAAAUACAAAUAUUUAUUAAAUUUGCAUCCGUAUUAAAGUGAGCCAUGUGCUGCAGCUACAGCAACCAUAUAUUCCAACCAAAGUCAUCAUGAGACAAUAAAAUGUGGGACUACCUGGGAAAUGGGGGCCAGGCGCUCCUCAUUCAGACCAAGGACCUGCCCACCAGGAAGAUAGGACAAAAGGGGCUGAAUGCAACAACCAUUAGUUUAUCAAGGUUCGAAAGAGUUUUCUUUUAAAAUUUUAACUCAUUAAAAAUCUCUUUCUUUUAAUUCUAAA
Messenger RNA from Myotis myotis, 6221 nucleotides. It is a transcript of the gene ADGRF5, whose product is annotated as adhesion G protein-coupled receptor F5. Gene Ontology annotation, biological process: G protein-coupled receptor signaling pathway; cell surface receptor signaling pathway. Gene Ontology annotation, cellular component: membrane. Gene Ontology annotation, molecular function: G protein-coupled receptor activity. The transcript is spliced from 23 exons. NCBI's taxonomy places the organism in Eukaryota, Metazoa, Chordata, Mammalia, Chiroptera, Vespertilionidae. The coding region runs from base 334 to 4473 and encodes 1379 amino acids. The record is from RefSeq and is a predicted model, not a curated record.